CAGCCACUCCGCGGCAUGUGGGAUCUUCCCGGACCAGGGCACGAACCCGUGUCCCCGGCAUCGGCAGGCGGACUCUCAACUACUGCGCCACCAUCCUCUUUGGUGGAUGGGGAAGCCCCAUCCUCUUUUAACAUAGUCAAAAGAGAUCAAUCAGUUGGGUCUUCUCUGACCCAACUGAUCCCACUUAGGAAUUCCUGAAAAAAUAAAGUGGAUCAUAUCAUUCUACUUUGCUUAAAGGGAUCAAAAGAGCUUCUCUUGAUUCUUUUUUACAUAAGAAAACCCUAAUUCUGUUUCAGUUUUAGCUAUUGCUCCUUCUGACCUCCAUCCUCAUCUCCCUAUGUCUCUACCACACUCAACAUCUCCAUUCCCAGGACACAGCAAGCAAGCAAUAGGUAGUUUUUAAACAUUUUCUUCUGCAGAGUAUAUGAAACAUAACCACAUGUAUCUUUUCACUUCUAGUGUUCAUAAUUCCAUAUCUCAGAAUAGGAAUCAAGCCUCAUUUAUGAUGACAUUAUACAUUUUUUUUACAUCUUUAUCGGAGUAUAAUUGCUUUACAGUGGUGUGUUAGUUUCUGCUUUAUAACAAAGUGAAUCAGUGAUGACCUUAUACAUUUUAGGAUGAAAGACCAACAUUAAUCUAUUGCUCGUGCUAGGAAGAAGAGCUUACAUAAUCACAAAUUCUCCUUUGGUUUAUGCUUUCCUUCAAAAUCAAAAUAUGUUUUAUGUUUUGAUAAGAUGUGUUUUCAUUGAAAAAAAAAAUGUGUAUUUGGGGGAAAAGCAAGCACCCUUGGCCACAGGUGAAGCACAGGCUCUUUGGUCAAGAAAUAAAGCAACUCUGUGGAAACAGGUCAUUUGCGUGUUUACUCAGCAUUUCCGGGGCACAUUCAGGUGCUCAUCUCCAUGUGCACAAGUCUUCCCUGCAAAUCCACUCAGAAUCCAACUCGCUCCCUGGCGGAUGUGACAGACUGGUUUUAUGUCGCCAGAGAGAUGGAUUAAUGAUCUCAGCAAAAAGCUGGCAUGUCCAAGAGAUUUAAUUUUUUUUUAUUUUUUAUAUAACAGUUUUAGCCAAAGCUGUUCUAGGACUCAGCGGAAGCUGACCUUCACAGGAGAACCAACUUACUAAUAGCCAAUCACUAAGUAGCAGGGAAGGCAAAGCCUUGGUGUUUGUGUCAUGGCCCGAGGGGGUGGGAAGUAGGGUGGCACAAGCAUCAGUAUCAAUAUUAAAUUGGGAAACUCAGCCUGGCCAGCCAUGCCCUCCUUGCUGCCCUGGCUCGAGGCAGAAGACCGAGUCAAUGGUUAAGCCUGGGGGGAUCUGCCCCGCUGCAGGUUACUGGAAAGCAGCUUGCAGCAUCACAGACAUUCACAGGAUGCCUUAUUUUUCAAGACUCAUUUUGCUCUUGUUUUGCCUGAUGGUUCUUGUGGAGAGCAGAAAGCCCAAGAAGAGGAGAUGGACAGGGCAGCUGGAAACGUCCAAGCCAAGUCACCUAUAUAAGAAGAACCUUGAUGUGACCAAAAUCCGAAAGGGAAAACCUCAGCCACUUCUCAGAGUGGAUGACCAUGAUUUCACCAUGAGGCCCGCCUUUGGAGGCCCUGCCAUCCCGGUGGGCGUGGACGUACAGGUGGAGAGCCUGGACAGCAUCUCGGAGGUGGACAUGGACUUCACCAUGACCCUCUACCUGCGGCAUUACUGGAAGGAUGAGCGGCUGGUCUUCCCCAGCACCAGCAACAAGAGCAUGACCUUCGACGGCCGGCUGGUGAAGAAGAUCUGGGUCCCCGACGUCUUCUUUGUUCACUCCAAAAGGUCAUUCAUCCACGACACCACCACGGACAACAUCAUGCUGAGGGUGUUCCCAGAUGGGCAGGUGCUGUACAGCCUGAGGAUUACAGUCACCGCCAUGUGCAACAUGGAUUUCAGCCACUUUCCCCUGGACUCCCAGACCUGUUCUUUGGAGCUGGAAAGCUAUGCAUAUACAGAUGAAGAUCUGAUGCUGUACUGGAAGAAUGGGGAUGAAUCCCUGAAAACAGAUGAGAAGAUCUCCCUGUCUCAGUUUCUGAUUCAGAAAUUCCACACCACUUCCAGACUGGCCUUCUAUAGCAGCACUGGCUGGUACAACCGUCUCUACAUUAACUUCACGUUGCGUCGCCACAUCUUCUUCUUCUUGCUGCAAACCUACUUUCCCGCCACCCUGAUGGUCAUGCUGUCCUGGGUGUCCUUCUGGAUCGACCGCAGAGCUGUGCCCGCCAGAGUUUCACUGGGGAUCACCACGGUGCUGACCAUGUCCACCAUCAUCACGGGUGUGAACGCCUCCAUGCCCCGCGUGUCCUACAUCAAGGCCGUGGACAUCUACCUCUGGGUCAGCUUCGUGUUCGUGUUCCUCUCGGUGCUGGAGUACGCGGCCGUCAACUACCUGACCACCGUGCAGGAGAGGAAACAGCGGAAGCUGCAGGAGAAGUUCCCAUGCAUGUGUGGAAUGCUCCACUCAAGAACCAUGAUGUUGGGUGGAAGCUACAGUGAGUCUGAGGCCAACAGCCUGGCCGGGUACCCGAGAAGCCAUAUUCUGACAGAAGAAGAAAGGCAAGACAAAAUAGUGGUCCACCUGGCCCUGAGCAGUGAAUCCAACUCCUCCAGGAAGAAGGGGCUUCUGAAGGGCCAGGUGGGUCUUCGCAUCUUCCAGAACACCCACGCCAUCGACAAAUACUCCCGGUUGAUAUUCCCAGCUUCCUACAUAUUUUUCAACUUAAUUUAUUGGUCAGUGUUAGCCUAGGAGCUCUGAGGCUAUGCCUGGGGAAGGGCACGGACAUCUCUGGUGUCUGGCCGGCCGCCCACACGUGGACCUGCUGAGCGUGACCCCUCACAGACAGAGCAGCAGCCCCUGGACCACCUCAAGCAGCAUCCUGGCUCCCGGAGGAGCCCAGGGGCCCUCCAGCUGCCCUCCCCCAGGCCUCGUGGGCUUGCUCAUUGUUCAUGCUGUGUUGUGUCCCACUUCUUGCCGCUCUGGGACUGUCUUCUUCUGUUCUUGUGUGUGAACAGGUUCAUGAGAGCCUCCCUCCAAUAAAAAAAGACUCAAAUGCCUCCCAGAUGAAUGUUCUGAGACCCUUAUGAAGCCUAGGAUUCAGCUAUAAAGGGAAGGGAAAAAUGAAGGACAAGCUUAGGGGCAUUCUGGAUAGGAGACAGGAAAUUAAGAUUCAAAAUAGGAAUAAAAAAAUCUGUAAACCCUACACUGGAUUAAGUGCCCAUCUA
Molecule: messenger RNA, 3240 nt
Organism: Delphinapterus leucas (beluga whale)
Lineage: Eukaryota; Metazoa; Chordata; Mammalia; Artiodactyla; Monodontidae
Gene: GABRR2
Product: gamma-aminobutyric acid type A receptor subunit rho2
Biological process (GO): monoatomic ion transmembrane transport
Cellular component (GO): membrane
Molecular function (GO): extracellular ligand-gated monoatomic ion channel activity; GABA-A receptor activity
Source: RefSeq, a predicted model, not a curated record